This is a messenger RNA of Vicia faba (fava bean), 519 nucleotides long. The record is from the annotation of a GenBank genome assembly. Lineage: Eukaryota; Viridiplantae; Streptophyta; Magnoliopsida; Fabales; Fabaceae.
AUGUAUGGCAGAUCAUUUGCAGUGAAGGAUGAUAUAUUCUGCUUGUUUGAAGGAGCUCUAGACAAUUUAGGGAGCUUGAGACAGCAAUAUGGACUUGCGAAAUCUGCGAAUGAAGUCGUUCUUAUGAUCGAAGCUUACAAAGCUUUACGCGAUCGAGCACCGUAUCCUGCGAAUCAUGUUGUUGGUCAUCUUAGUGGUAGUUUUGCCUUCAUAGUUUAUGACAAAUCCACUUCCACCCUCUUUGUUGCUUCUGACCAAUCUGGAAAGGUUCCUCUGUAUUGGGGAAUAACUGCUGAUGGGUAUGUAGCAUUUGCUGAUGAUGCCGAUUUGCUUAAAGGUGCUUGUGGAAAAUCACUUGCUUCUUUUCCUCAAGGAUGUUUCUACUCGACCGCAGUUGGAGGAUUAAGAUGCUACGAGAAUCCAAAGAAUAAGAUUACCGCAAUACCAGCUAACGAGGAAGAAAUUUGGGGUGCAACAUUCAAGGUGGAAGGGCCAGCAGUUGUUGCAGCCACAGAAUAG